This is a messenger RNA of Camellia sinensis, 4207 nucleotides long. RefSeq names its product PH, RCC1 and FYVE domains-containing protein 1. NCBI's taxonomy places the organism in Eukaryota, Viridiplantae, Streptophyta, Magnoliopsida, Ericales, Theaceae. The record is from RefSeq and is a predicted model, not a curated record. Gene Ontology annotation, molecular function: metal ion binding.
AAUGUGUACUCAUUUCUUUACUUUCUCAGGCGGUUUCACGCUUUUAUUUCCUGAUCUUUGACUCCGAACUUACACGGAUGCGACCACCAACUUAAAUCGUUUUUUGUUUGUUUGUUUGUUUGUUUUUCUCUCUCGUCGGUCUGAGAUUUUUUCUCCUUUCGUCGUCGUCGUGCUCUUAUUCUCCUCGCGGAGACACCCCUCUUCCGCCGUAAUCUCGCCGGAAACCUCCUUCCAACUCCUCAUUGGCCGGAAGACCGCUUUUAACCACUUUCUCCCAGUCGACGCCAGUCCACGGAGGCUUCUGUCUCUGGUUUCGAGUGGCGGUGCUAGGGUUUCGGCCGGAACGUCGUUGGUUGGAGUUCGGAGUAGAGAGGCAGAUCUGCGAAUUCCAGGCUUGAAGACGGUGAGGAGAGAUAGAGAGAGAGAGAGAGAGAGAAUUUGGUGAGGUGAUGUGAAGGUUGAUGGUAGUGUACGGAAGAGAGUGUGGUGGUGGUUGUAGUUGAUGAUGACCGGAACUCCUCAGACAAAUCGCAGUGGGAGGUGGUGUUCCGGUAAAUCUCUCACAUGGAAUGGCAGAUCUUGUUAGCUACGGUAAUGCCAACCGUGACAUUGAGCAGGCAUUAAUUGCUCUGAAGAAGGGUACUCAAUUGCUUAAAUAUGGUCGUAAGGGAAAGCCUAAAUUUUGUCCAUUUAGAAUUUCUAAUGAUGAAUCAUCUUUGAUCUGGAUUUCUAGUAGUGGUGAGAGAAGUUUGAAGUUAGCUUCGGUUUCAAGAAUCAUUCCUGGACAAAGAACUGCUGUUUUCCAAAGGCAUCUGCGACCAGAAAAAGAUUACCUGUCCUUUUCUCUUAUAUACAACAACGGAAAACGAUCCCUUGAUCUGAUCUGCAAGGACAAAGUUGAGGCGGAGGUGUGGAUUGCUGGCCUUAAAGCAUUAAUAUCCUCAGGCCAAGGUGGGCGCUCAAAAAUUGAUGGACGGAGUGAUGGAGGCCUCUAUUUUGAAGAUAAUAGAGACUUGACGUCAAAUAGUCCGAGUGACAGUUCUGUUAGUGGUACGCGUGAUAUUAGCUCCCCGGAGUUUUCUGUGAGUUCAAACACAAACACUUCACCCAGGAGUUAUCGGCUUGAGAAUUCUUUGCAUUUUGAGAGGUCACAUGUAGCUUUGGACCAAGCAAGUAUGCAAGUGAAAGGAUCUGGUUCAGAUGCUUUUCGAGUUAGUGUAUCUAGUGCUCCCAGCACUUCCAGUCAUGGUUCUGCUCCAGAUGAUUGUGAUGCUUUAGGGGAUGUAUACAUAUGGGGUGAGGUUAUAUGUGAUAAUCUUGUCAAGGUUGGGGCUGAUAAAAAUGGCAAUUCUUUGAGUAAAAGAGUUGAUGUACUUCUUCCAAAGCCAUUAGAGUCCAAUGUAGUUUUGGAUGUACAUCAUGUAGCCUGUGGGGUCAGGCAUGCUGCCCUUGUCACCAGGCAAGGCGAACUUUUCACCUGGGGUGAAGAAUCUGGAGGACGGCUUGGUCAUGGCGUUGGUAAAGAUGUUACCCAACCUUGUUUAGUUGAAGCCUUAGCAUUUUGUAGUGUUGAUUUUGUUGCAUGUGGAGAGUUUCACACUUGUGCUGUUACAAUGGCUGGUGAAAUUUAUACAUGGGGAGAUGGCACACAUAAUGCUGGGCUUCUUGGUCAUGGUAAUGAUGUGAGUCACUGGAUACCAAAGAGAAUUGCUGGUACUCUCGAGGAACUCCAAAUUGCUAUGGUAACUUGUGGUCCAUGGCACACGGCCUUGGUAACAUCAACAGGUCAGCUUUUUACAUUUGGUGAUGGAACUUUUGGCGUCUUGGGCCAUGGAGACAGGGAAAGUGUUUCAUAUCCAAGAGAGGUGGAAUCUUUGUCAGGGUUGAGGACAAUUGCUGUGGCAUGUGGGGUGUGGCAUACUGCUGCCAUUGUGGAGGUUAUUGUUACACAGUCAACUGCAACUGUUUCGUCUGGUAAAUUGUUUACAUGGGGGGAUGGAGAUAAAAAUCGCCUUGGACAUGGAGACAAGGAACCUCGGCUUAAACCUACGUGUGUGCCAGCACUUAUUGAGUUCAAUUUUCACAAAAUUGCUUGUGGGCAUAGUUUAACUGUUGGCUUGACCACUUCAGGACAUGUUUUUACAAUGGGUAGCACUGUUUAUGGUCAGCUAGGCAAUCCUCAUUGUGAUGGAAAGGUUCCUUGCUUGGUGGAAGAUAAGCUUUUUGGGGGAUCUGUUGAAGAGAUUGCCUCUGGUGCAUAUCAUGUGGCAGUAUUAACAUCGAAGAAUGAGGUGUAUACGUGGGGAAAGGGAGCUAAUGGAAGGCUGGGCCAUGGAGAUAUAGAAGAUCGGAAAACACCAAUGUUAGUUGAAGCUUUGAAGGAUAGGCAUGUUAAAUUUAUUGCUUGUGGUUCAAACUACACUGCAGCUAUAUGUCUUCACAAAUGGGUGUCUGGGGCUGAGCAGUCUCAGUGCUCAGCUUGCAGACAGGCUUUUGGGUUUACCAGGAAGAGGCACAACUGCUACAAUUGCGGACUUGUGCACUGCCAUUCAUGUAGUUCGAGAAAAGCAUUAAGAGCAGCCCUGGCUCCUAAUCCCAGCAAACCAUAUCGUGUAUGUGAUUCCUGCUUUGCCAAACUGAGCAAAGUGGCAGAAGCUGCUGCUAAUAGCAGGAGGAAUGCCAUACCACGCCUUUCAGGUGAAAACAAGGAUAGGUUAGACAAGGCUGAAAUAAGAUUAUCCAAGUCGGCAAUACCUUCUAAUGUUGAUUUAAUAAAGCAAUUAGAUAACAAAGCAGCUAAACAAGGAAAGAAAGCUGAUGCAUUGUCAUUAGGUCGUACCAAUCAAGCACCUUCUCUGUUACAGCUUAAAGACGUGGUUAUAUCCACCGCUGUUGAUCCGCGUCGAACAGUUUCCAAACCUGUUCUUACACCAUCUGGUGUUAGUUCCAGAUCUGUGUCACCUUUCUCUAGGAAACCUAGCCCACCACGUUCUGCAACACCUGUUCCUACGACUACUGGACUUUCCUUCUCCAAAAAUAUUGCAGAUAGUUUGAAGAAAACAAAUGAACUUUUGAAUCAAGAAGUUCAGAAAUUACGUGCCCAGGUUGAGAGCCUCCAACAACAGUGUGAGCUUCAAGAAUUGGAGCUUCAAAAAUCAACGAAGAAAGCUCAGGAUGCUAUGGCCCUUGCCACAGAAGAAUCUGCUAAAUCUAAAGCUGCAAAAGAAGUGAUAAAAUCACUUACCUCACAGCUCAAAGAUAUGGCUGAGAGGCUGCCAUCCGAGGUCUAUGAUGCCGAUCGUGUUAGGGCAAUUCACCUACCCAAUGGCUUGGAACCAAACGGCAUUCACUACCCUGAUGCAAAUGGAGUACGACAUUCUGAUUCAAUCAAUAGCUUUCACUUGGCCUCCUCCGUGGAAACUGACCCUACUACAAUAAAUGGAGCUCAGAGCCCCGGUGAAUUGCCUAGGGACCCACUUGGAGCUAAGGAAAGAAAUGCGUAUCAUCAGAGCCAGAGACUUCAGAACACUAGUGUGAGUGAUGAACAUCCAGAUGUCAGGCUUCCAAAUGGUAGUGGAGGCAGUGAUAGCAUGGAGUCUGGACCUAUCCAAGAUAGUGACAGUACAAGAUCUAGGAAUUCGGCAUUGACUGGUAAUGCUAAUAAUCAAGUUGAGUCUGAAUGGAUUGAACAGUAUGAGCCCGGUGUGUACAUAACACUUGUCGCCCUCUGCGAUGGAACUAGAGAUCUCAAACGAGUGCGCUUCAGCCGGAGAAGGUUUGGCGAGCACCAAGCGGAGACAUGGUGGUCAGAGAACCGUGAAAAGGUUUACGAAAGGUACAAUGUUCGUGGGUCAGACAAGUCAUCAGUCUACAGUCAGGCUGCCCGCCGAUCAGAGGGAGGUGUCUCGCCGUCUUCCCAAAUUUAGCAACUUGAUUAGAGGAAAUUUUCUAUCAAACCGUUUUGUAACUGUCAAUUGUGAAGGAUUCUUAGGUUAAGCAGUAGACCCAAUAUUAGAUCCCCUCUUUUGUCUUCUUUCUGAUCCCAUUUUAUAAUUUAUGUAUUCUAGUUCAAUUUAAUUUUCUGGGUAUUUGCCCUAUUUUUUUUUCUUAGUUUUCUGGUUGUGGGUAUGUGCUCUUUAUCUAUCUGUUGUAUUGUAGUGUAUAUAAAAACAAAAAAUUAUGAUAAUCUAGGUAGAUUUUUUGUCCA